AUGCCCUCUCACGUGGUGGCCGUGUGUUUCACCGAGGCCGAGUGGGAGCUCCUGGAUCCGGGCCAAAGAGCUCUCUACAGGGAAGUCAUGUUGGAGACCUACGGGAGCGUGGCCUUUCUCGCAGGGGAUGAUAAGAGGAAUGAGGAGGAUGAGAAACCGCAGCUUCUAAUGCCAGAUGAAGUCAAGAAUGACGAUGAGAGAGGGAACUUCAGGAAUCAAGGCAGACCCAAGAGGCAGAAAGGCAGACAUAUAGUCAAGAAGAGGGAUCGACCCAUUCCUUGCCAAAGUGGGGAUUUCUGUGAAGUAAUUCACAUGGAGGAAACGUACAAGUGCUUGGAGUGUGGAAUGAACUUCUCAGAUCACAUCCAAUAUAAUACCCAUGUGAGAAUGCACAGUGGAAAGCAGAUUCAUCAAUGCUCGGAGUGUAAAAAGAGCUUCCUUUGUAGAGCGGAGCUCCUUAUACAUCAACAAACACAUGCAGGAGAGAAGCAGAGUAUCUCAGAUUGUGGCGAGAGUUUUUCAGAGAAAUCAGACCUUAUUAAAGACCAAAGGAUUCAUUCAGGAGAGAAGCCUUUUAUCUGUUCAGAGAGUAGAAUGGCAUUCUCUGAUGGAAUACAGAGAAAUUUACAUUUUUUGAGGAACGUUAUAAUGAAGGCAUGUAAAUGCUUUCGGUGUGGAAGGUACUUUAAAUUCAGAUCACAGCUCCUUGCCCACCAAAGAAUCCACACAGGGGAGAAACCUUUUGAAUGCUCAGAGUGUGGAAAGAAAUUCAGUCAGCUUGGCAAUUUUAAAAAACAUCAGCGAACCCACACAGGGGAGAAACCUUUUGAGUGCUCAGAGUGUGGGAGGAGAUUCAGUCACAGAUGUAGUCUUCAGCAGCACCUAAGAAUCCACACAGGUGAGAAACCUUUUGAAUGUUCAGAGUGCGGGAAGAGAUUCAGUCAGCGUGGCAAUCUUCAACAGCAUCAAAGAACCCACACAGGAGAAAAACCUUUUGAGUGCUCGCAGUGUGGAAAAAGAUACAGUCAGAGUGGCCAUCUGCAGCAGCACCUAAGAAUCCACACAGAGGAGAAACCUUUUGAAUGCUCAGAGUGUGGAAAGAGAUUUUGUUACAGUGGCAAUUUUCAACGGCACCUAAGAACCCACACAAAUGAGAAACCCUUUGAAUCCUCUGAGUGCAGAAAGAAAUUCAGGUUGAGUGGCCAUCUUCAACUGCAUCAAAGAACCCACAGAGGGGAGAAACCUUUUGAAUGCUCAGAGUGUGGGAAGAGACUGAGUCACAGAUAUAGUCUUCAAAAGCACCUAAGAAUCCACACAGGGGAGAAGCCUUUUGAAUGCUCAGAGUGUGGAAAGAGAUUCAGGUUGAGUGAGAGUCUUCAGCAACAUCUUAGAACCCACACAGGGGAGAAGCCUUUUGAAUGCUCAGAGUGUGGAAAGAGAUUCAGUCAGAGUGGCCAUCUGCAACAGCACCUGAAAACCCACACAGGGGAGAAACCUUUUGAAUGCUCAGAGUGUGGAAGGAGAUUCAGUCACAGAUGUAGUCUUCAACAGCACCUAAGAAUCCACACAGGGGAGAAACCUUUUGAAUGCUCAGAGUGUGGAAAGAGAUUCAGUCACAGAUGUACUCUUCAACAGCACCUAAGAAUCCACACAGGGGAGAAACCUUUUGAAUGCUCAGAGUGUGAAAAGAAAUUCAGUCAACUUGGCAAUCUUCAGCAACAUCAAAGAAUCCACACAGGGGAGAAACUGUUUGAAUUUGAAGAGAGAUCCAGGGCAGCUGACAGUCUUCAACAUCAUCAAGGAACCCGCACAGGUGAGAAACCUUUUGAGUGUUCAGAGUGUGGAAAGAGAUUCAGUCAGAGUAGUUAUUUGCAACAGCACCUAAGAACCCACACAGGGGAGAAACCUUUUGAAUGCUCGGAGUGUGGAAAAAGAUUCUAUCACAGAAGUAGUCUUCAACAGCACCUAAGAAUCCACACAGGGGAGAAGCCUUUUGAAUGCUCGGAGUGUGGAAAGAAAUUCAGGUUGAGUGGCAGUCUUCAGCAACAUCUUAGAACCCACACAGGGGAGAAGCCUUUUGAAUGCUCACAGUGUGGAAAGAGAUUCAGUCAGAGUGGCCAUCUGCAACAGCACCUAAAAACCCACACAGGAGAGAAACCUUUUGAAUGCUCAGAGUGUGGAAAGAAAUUCAGUCAACUUGGCAAUCUUCAACAACAUCAAAGAAUCCACACAGGUGAGAAACCUUUUGAGUGUUCAGAGUGUGGAAAGAGAUUCAGUCAGAGUAGUUAUCUGCAACAGCACCUAAGAACCCACACAGGGGAUAAACCUUUAGAAUGCUCGGAGUGUGGGAAGAGAUUCAGUCACAGACGUAGUCUUACAAAGCACCAAAGAAGCCACAUAGGGGAGAAACCUUUUGAAUGCCCAGAGUGUGGAAAGAGAUUUUCAUAUAGCAGCAAUUUUCUACGGCAUCUAAGAACGCACACAAAGGAGAAACCAUUUGAAUGCUCUGAGUGUGGAAAGAAAUUCAAUCAGAGCAGCCAUCUUCAAGAACAUCAAAAAACUCACACAGGGGUGAAGCCUUCUGAAUGCUCAGAGUGUGGAAAGAAAUUCAGGUUGAACAGCCAUCUUCAGAGGCAUUUGAGAAUUCACACAGGGGAUAAACCUUUUGAGUGCUCAGAGUGUAAAAAGAGAUUCAGUCGUAAUGAGAACCUCCAAUUGCAUCUAAGAACCCACAGAGGUGAGAAACUUUUGAACACUCAGAGUCUGGAAAUGCCUUCAACUGGAGCAUCACUUUUAAACAAGGUCUAA
This is a messenger RNA of Gekko japonicus, 2808 nucleotides long. RefSeq names its product zinc finger protein 658B-like. Lineage: Eukaryota; Metazoa; Chordata; Lepidosauria; Squamata; Gekkonidae. The record is from RefSeq and is a predicted model, not a curated record. Bases 1 to 2808 code for a protein of 935 amino acids. Gene Ontology annotation, biological process: regulation of transcription by RNA polymerase II. The transcript has 4 exons. Gene Ontology annotation, molecular function: DNA-binding transcription factor activity, RNA polymerase II-specific; RNA polymerase II cis-regulatory region sequence-specific DNA binding.